AUGGACAGGAUUAUGAAUCAAACAGACUCAGUUAAACAGCGGUACAGACUUUUGGCAGACAGAAAUCGAUGCUGGAUCUUUGGUGUGCUCCUGCUGAUAAAAACAGUGUCUUUGCAGGAGAUUGAAGGUGUAACAGGAGAUUCUGUCAUACUUAAAUGUGCAAACAUCAACAAAUCACUGCAGGAUACAGUCCGUGUGUUCUGGAGAUACAGGGAUAGUAAAACUGUGUACAACAUAAUCAAUGGAACAGAGAAGUUGGGUGAACAGGAAGCAGCGUUCAGAGGCAGAGUCCAGGGUUUCCCAGAAGAGUGGAAAAAAGGCAAUUUCUCCAUCAGACUGAACAAUGUGAUGAUGUCUGAUUCAGGACCGUACAGCUGCUUCAUUCCUCAACUCCACCAUCAUACAAAACUACAGCUAAAUGUUAAAGAUUCUGUUCCAGAUUUAACACCGUCACUUAAGCUGAACCACAGAAACGGUCUAACACAUCUGAAGAGCAACAGUAUCUUAAACAGACCUGGAAAACACAUUAUUUUCACUGUGACUUUUUUGGGACUUUCUUUAAGACCAUAUGGGCUUGUUUGGAUGUGUACUACAUCGAAGUUCUUCAUUAGAAAGCGCAUGCAGUUGUGA
Astyanax mexicanus (Mexican tetra) is the source of this 630-nucleotide messenger RNA. Its product is annotated as myelin-oligodendrocyte glycoprotein-like. The record is from RefSeq and is a predicted model, not a curated record. The transcript has 5 exons. Gene Ontology annotation, biological process: positive regulation of T cell proliferation; immune response; T cell costimulation. NCBI's taxonomy places the organism in Eukaryota, Metazoa, Chordata, Actinopteri, Characiformes, Acestrorhamphidae. Bases 1 to 630 code for a protein of 209 amino acids. Gene Ontology annotation, cellular component: external side of plasma membrane.